CUCUUUCCUUUCUCUCUCUCUUCUCUUCUCUUCUCUUCUCUCCCUGCCAAUUUUCGUUUCACACACGACAUCCUCAACAACGUCUCUCUCUCUCUCUCUCUCUCUCUCUCUCUCUGUCUCUCUCUCUCUCUAGACAUAGAUUUCUGUGGCCUUUCCACAUGAUCUUGUCUUGUCUUGGUUUUCCCACUUGGGCACUUUCUGUUUUUCUUCUUUGGUUCGCCUCCCUUUCCAAACACGCUUAUUCCAGCCGUUUAAACCUCAGACUCCAUCUGGGUUUUUUCUUUGUCUUCUUACAAUUCCAAUCUUUCAUCUCAUUAAACUUUCCAUAUAAUUUCCUCUCAUUAAUAUUGUCUCUUUCUAAGUAAAGUCUUGGUCUUUUGAGCUUAUCCUCUGUCUGGUCUCUUCUUUAUCUUUCUUGUGAGGACUUAAAUCUGUCUAAUUUUAUCAGUUAUAUUGUUACAUCUUCAAAUUCGGCCUUAUUUCUUUCUUGAUUCGUUUUCUUAGAGCUUAAGCAAAAUUAGAAAUGAAGUGCUUUUUUCCUUUCAAGGACAAAUUUAAAUCCAAGAGCAAGCACAAAGCAAAAUCCGCCCCGGAAUUGCGAAACAGAUCAAACAAGUCCGGAGACAACGGGCGGUUAAAUCGGGAAACCAAAUCGUCACGUUCAUUGCCAUCGCCGAGAAGCAUACCGGAAUUGUACAAAGAGAAAGAGCACAACUUGAGAGUCUUCUCUUUGCAAGAGCUGAAAGAGGCAACAAAUGGCUUCAACAGAUUGCUUAAGAUCGGCCAAGGCGGUUUCGGGAGCGUUUAUAAGGGAACAAUUAGGCCUGCAAAUAGUAUUGGUAAUUCUUCUGUUGUCGCCAUUAAAAGGUUAAACCAGCACAGUUUACAGGGCCAUAAAGAAUGGCUUUCAGAGGUUCAAUUCCUUGGAGUUCUCAGCCACCCAAACCUAGUAAAACUUAUAGGAUAUUGCGCAGUAGAUGGAGAAAGGGGAAUCCAACGGUUACUGGUAUACGAAUUCAUGCCGAAUAGAAGCUUGGAAGAUCAUCUAUUUAACAGGGCUUUCCCCAGUUUGCCUUGGAUCAAAAGGUUGCAGAUUAUCCUUGGCGCUGCUGAGGGGUUGGCUUAUCUACAUGAAGGACUUGAACUCCAGGUGAUAUAUAGAGAUUUCAAAUCGUCAAAUGUACUACUGGAUGAGGAGUUCAAGCCGAAGCUCUCAGACUUUGGACUUGCUAGAGAAGGGCCAACCGGCGACCGGACUCAUGUAUCCACCGCGGUGGUUGGAACAUACGGAUAUGCUGCACCAGAAUACGUUGAGACAGGCCAUCUCACGGUGCACAGUGACAUAUGGAGCUUUGGUGUUGUACUCUAUGAGAUCCUCACAGGAAGGCGGGCUUUGGACAGAAACCGCCCGACCGCGGAGCAGAAGCUGCUAGACUGGGUGAAACAGUUCCCAGCUGACAGCAAAAAGUUCAGCAUGAUCAUCGAUCCUCGCCUGCGAAACGAGUUCUCUCCUAGCGCGGCAAGGAGAGUUGCCAAGUUGGCAGAUAGGUGCCUGAACAAGAAUGCAAAAGACAGGCCAACAAUGAGCCAAAUUGUGGAGAGCUUGAAGCUGGCAAUACAAGAAUCAGAAGAAAAGUCCUCUCCUACAAAUGGAAUGUCUCUAUCAUCUAGAUCUAAUUUGGUUAACGGAAAAUCCAAGUAGAUUUGGUAUAAGUAGAGUUUCAAUGUGAUCAACAAGGCGAAAGAAAAUCAUUUUUUGUCAACUGAGUUGUGAGAGGCACUUGCGAACGUGUUGUUUAUUGUCUUUGUGUAGGAGGGGGAAUAAUGAAUAUACUUAUAAAUUUUUUAGUAUAA
This is a messenger RNA of Morus notabilis, 1854 nucleotides long. RefSeq names its product probable serine/threonine-protein kinase PBL19. Gene Ontology annotation, biological process: protein phosphorylation. Gene Ontology annotation, molecular function: protein kinase activity; ATP binding. The record is from RefSeq and is a predicted model, not a curated record. The transcript has 4 exons. Bases 524 to 1702 code for a protein of 392 amino acids. NCBI's taxonomy places the organism in Eukaryota, Viridiplantae, Streptophyta, Magnoliopsida, Rosales, Moraceae.